Echinostoma caproni is the source of this 1029-nucleotide messenger RNA. NCBI's taxonomy places the organism in Eukaryota, Metazoa, Platyhelminthes, Trematoda, Plagiorchiida, Echinostomatidae. The record is from the annotation of a GenBank genome assembly.
AUGAACCCUUCGAGUUUGGUUAACGGACUGAAUUCGAUUUCUUUUCUUGUAUUCAUCACCAGGUCGCUAGAUUCUCUCAACAAAAUGGACGCUCCAGUUCUAAUGCGAGUCUUGGCCUCCUCUGUGCAUUUGGCUGCGCGUGCUAGCACUAUAGUACGUACCGUGCUUGCUUCAAAGGAUCUUGAAAUAGUAGAUAAGGGUGUGAAUGAUCUGCAGUCCAGAGCGGAUCGGGAUGCACAAAGGUGUAUUGUCGGAUCGCUUACCAAAACGUUUCCAGGCCUGAAAGUGAUAGGUGAGUAUCAAAACAAUGGAUUGGCCGCGGCUGCUGAACUGGAUGCGGAUGUGCUCAAACACCAAUGCCCUACAGCUUACAAGUCCACCACUUUGUCGGACAUGGUUGUGUGGGUUGAUCCCCUAGAUGGAACGAUGGAGUUUACUGAGGUAAGUAGCAGGUUGGUGUGUAAAAACCGCAAUCCUUUGGGGGGUCUUGUCCAAUAUGUAACCAUUCUGAUUGGUGUAGCUGUCAGCGGAAAACCGGUGGCCGGAGUAAUUGCUCAGCCUAUCACACGUAUUAUCUGGGGCAUGGAUGGCCUCGGUGUGUUCGGGCUUGAUGCAAAGAAACCGGCAGCUCCGAAGGGAACCAAUCCCCAUGUGAUUGUGACCACGAGGUCGCAUGCGACCAGCAAACUGGUUUCAAUUCACAAUUUAUUGUUGUAUUCUGUUUUAUACACACAGAUACUUCGUGUUGGUGGCUGUGGCUACAAAGUGCUUAUGCUUUUGGAAGGAUUGGGACACUUGUACCUAUUUCCAAGCAUUGGCGCAAAACGCUGGGACACAUGCGCUCCGGAGGCGGUACUUUCGGCCGCCGGGGGUGCUUUGACCGACUUGCGAGGCCAUCAUUACGACUACCGAGUUGUGGAGGACCCAAUGGAUCGUGGUGGUAUCAUGGCCACGCCGGUUGCUGACUGGAUCCGUGUGUACACACCGCUGAUGCCUAAAGAUGUAUUAGACACCUUAACCUUUAAGUAA